Molecule: messenger RNA, 6429 nt
Organism: Periophthalmus magnuspinnatus
Lineage: Eukaryota; Metazoa; Chordata; Actinopteri; Gobiiformes; Gobiidae
Gene: c5
Product: complement component 5
Exons: 41
Coding region: 260-5326 (1688 amino acids)
Cellular component (GO): extracellular region
Molecular function (GO): protein binding; endopeptidase inhibitor activity
Source: RefSeq, a predicted model, not a curated record
UCACUCCAGGACAUCUGGACUGAAACCAGAUUGGAAGCAGGGUACAGACCAAGACUAAACCAGGUAUAAAAUAGGAUCCAGACCAGGGCUAACCCAGAAAACUAAGGAAACCAUUAUUGGGGCAAAUGAGUAUCUAACUAGGCCUAACUACCCACCUAAAGGUUAUUUGUAACAGUGUCAACAAGGACUAAAUCAGGACUUCAAUCGGGAUCUAAACUGGUAUUGGGCCAGGUCUUGGGUCCUUGGGAGGUCUUGCAGGAUGUUGGGGGUCUUGGUGAAGAUCAUGGCACUGCUCAUCUUCGGAGGGAUGUGCAGUAGAACAGAUGCACAAGACCGAACGUUCCUGGUGGCUGCUCCUCUCUCCUUCAGGUUGGAUGCUAUGGAGAAAGUGGUAUUGCAGUUGUUUGGUUUCUCAGACCCGGUGACGGUGUAUGUGUUUGUGAGGAAGACCAUGGCUGACUUACCCAUUCUGCGGCAACAAGUGACCCUCAAGGCCAGUGACCAGCACAUGGGGGAAGUGCAGUUUCGGCUGUUUCCGGAGCAGGUAGAAAGCACCAUGCACCAUGUGAUCCUCCACGUCCAAUCAGAAAGUUUCAACCAACACGUCUCUAUGCCCCUGAGCCGCACCAAUGGCUUCCUGCUGGUUCAGACAGACAAGCCGUUGUACACACCCCAGGAGAAAGUGAAGGUGAGGGCCUUUUCUCUGAACCAGGAGCUGAGACCUGCUGUCCGUAGUGUCUUCCUCACAUUCAGGGAUCCCGACUAUGAGAAGGUGGAUGUGGUGGAGGUGAAGGAUGCCAGUAAUGGGAUGCCAUCACUGACCAACCCUUUCAGAAUCCCCAUCAACCCCAAGUUGGGAGUCUGGACGAUUGAGGCGUCGUACAUGGAGCACUUUGACACAAAAGCCAGUACCGCAUUUGAAGUCCGAGAAUACGUGCUACCAAGCUUCACGAUCCUGAUCGAGCCCGAAUACAGCUACGUCAGCCACAACAAUUUCCAACACUUCACUUUCAAAGUGUCUGCCAAAUAUCUUCACGGCGCUCCUGUAGCUGAGGGGGAGAUGUUCCUUCGUUAUGGUUAUGCAAGCUUGAUGUCUUCUCCGGUGAUCAUCCCCAGCUCUGUCACAAGAAACAUACUGUCGCCUGAAGGAGAGCUGGAGGUCACUGUGGACCUACAGAGGGUCUUCUCCAAACACACACAAGAAGACCACAGGACUGUGGGUGAGCUCAAGGACAAGUACCUGUACAUCGCUGUGCUGCUCCGUGAGAAAACCGGGGGCAUCAGUCAGGAGGCAGAGCUAAGGUCAGUGAAGUUUGUUCAGAGUCCAUACACUCUGGGUUUGGUCUCCACCCCACCCUUCAUCAAACCAGGACUGCCCUACAAUAUUCAGGUGCUGGUGAAGGACCACAUAGGGGCACCAGUGAGCGGGGUGCCUGUGCGUUUAGUGGAGAAACAGAUGCACAGGUCUGGCAGGCUUCCAGAGGAGCCAUACUGUACAGACAAGGCCACCAGUCGCUCUGAGGGCAUCGCACUCUUCAUCUGCAACAUCCAGAUGGGGGUGCUCUCUAUUGACCUGCAGUUUGCCACAGAUGACCCUUUACUCCGAUCAGAAAGCCAGGCAUCUCUCCUCCUGAAGGCUCAAUCCUAUGAGUCUCCAAACGCCCGCUACCUGUACAUCGACCCCUCCCCCAUCCAGACCGUCAUAGGGAGCUACACACAAAUCCCUGUCUACUCUGUGGCCGCGCCCUACCUGUCUGUCAAGUCUCUCAACUACCUGAUCAUGUCGAAGGGUAAAAUUGUGAAGUACGGCUCGAUGCCAUUUGGCGAGAAGCUGGAGAACAGGCACACACUGAACUUCCAAGUGACUGCGGAGAUGGUGCCCUCUAUCAGGCUCCUAGUUUACUACAUGCCAUACGGAGAGCAGACCACAGAGCUGGUGGCUGACGCAGUGUGGCUCAACAUACAGGGGGAGUGUGUUAAUGGACUGCAGACGGAGAUGAAGACCCAAACAACAGACUACAAACCUCAGCAGAACCUGGAGAUGCAGGUAAAGGUCAAUCAGGACGGGCAUAUCGCCAUGGUAGCAGUGGACAAGGCCAUCUAUUCCCUACUCCCCAACUACAAGGAUCCUGUCAAAAGGGUUCUCCAUCACUUUGAGAGUGCAGACCAGGGCUGUGGAGGAGGCGGGGGGAAGAACGCUGCAGAUGUCUUCAAACUGGCAGGACUGAGCUUCAUGACCAAUGCAAACUCUGGCCAAUCGUCAUCUGCUGAGCCGUGCACUGCUAUGGUCCGACCCAAACGAGCCAUUACUGAGGAGCAAAAAAAAAAAAUAUUGGCCAAAUACAAACAUCCAGCGGUACAAGACUGCUGUCUGCAGGGAAUGAAUAACAUUCCCACCUUUGAAACUUGUGCACAGUCUGCAGAGAGUAGGUAUAACGCACAAUAUCGCAAUUGUCGUGCUGCCUUCACGGACUGCUGCCUCUACAUUCAGAAAACCAUCAACCAAGAAUACAUCCUGGGCAGGGCAGAACUGGGAGGAGAUUUUGAAAAAGUCCCAACUCUGGUGAGGAGCUCAUUCCCAGAGAGCUGGCUGUGGCAGGUCCGAAGGAUCACUCGUGGGUCUAUGUCUCUGUUUGAGAAGCUGCCUGACUCGUUGACGACUUGGCACAUAAAAACUGUGGGGAUGUUUGACAAUGGUAUUUGCAUUGCCAAAGCAGCUGAGGUGUCAGUGAACCUGCCCCUGUCUGUGGACGUGCCCCUGCCAUAUCAGAUCGUGAGAGGAGAACAGGUGGAGCUGAAAGGCUCUGUGUACAACCAGCUCAACUACGGAAUCAGGUUCUGCGUCACCCUGACCGUAGGGCCGGAGCUGUGUCUGGCGGGCUCGCAGGCUGCGUCAGAUGGCUCCAAGAAACGUUCUACCUCAUGCAAGGCAAGCCAGCUCUCUGGUCGUGGUGUAGGGGAUGUGAGCUUCACUCUGAUGGCGCUGGAGGCUGGCUCAUACACCCUCACAUUCACUCUGUAUGAGGGGCACAUUGACAGGCCCUAUGCCCACCUGUUGCCCCGUGAUAUUGUGGUAAAAACUCUCACUGUGGUGCCUGAGGGGGUGCUGAAGGAGGAGAUGGUGGGAGGACGCCUGGAUCCUCAAGGACUCUACGGUUCGUCGAAGCUGAAGGUGGAGCUGAAGAGCGCCCUGCCUCAGAACAUUGUCCCCAACACUGAGGUCCGGAGGGAGCUCACCAUCAAUGGUGAGAUCCUGGAUGACUUUGUGUCAGUGGUGGACAACCCAGCUGGCCUGAAGAAGCUUCUGUCUCUGCAAGACGGGUCGGCUGUGUCGGAGCUGGGUGGGGUGCUGCCUCUGCUCUACGUGUACCAGUACCUGGAGACCACGGGACACUGGCACAUUCUGGGACCUGACGACCAGAAGAGCUCCGAGCAGCUCAAGACCCGCAUCAGACAGGGUCUAGCUGGAGUGAAUUCAUUCAGAAAAAAAGACUUCAGCUACAGCAUGUUUAUGAAGAAAGAGACCAGCACCUGGGUGACAGCUCUGGCUGUGCAUACUUUGUCAGUGGUGAACAACAUAUUUCAGGUGGAUCACGAAUCUUUGGGCAACUCUGUGAACUGGUUAAUCCACAAUGCCCAGAAACCAGAUGGCUCCUUUCAAGACACAUCCCUCUACAAACCCAACAGGAUCAUGGCCCUUCCUCAAGACAAUGUGGAAAGGUCUGUUUACCUCACAUCCUUUGUGAUCAUCGCCCUCCACAAAGCAACAAGGAUUCAAGCGAAAGGAUUGAAUCUCAAGAACCAGGAGCUUAGUAUUGAGUCGGCGAUGAAGUUUGUCCAUGAGAAAAUAAGGGAUAUACAGAAAGUCUAUGUGCUGUCUGUAGCAGUCUACGCCUCCACGCUGCACAACCCUGGCAGCGCCACCACCAGCCAGCUGCUCACCCGCCUUGAGACACUUGCCAGGUCAAAGGGAAACCCCGCUGAACUGAGGUACUGGCAGGAACCCCGGGUGCAGACAGAGUGGCUCAGACCAGACCAGAGCAGCGCCUUUACGGUGGAGACCACAGCCUACGCCCUGCUUAGCUUCCUGAACAUGGGCAGGUUCCAGUACUGUAACCCGAUCGUGACAUGGCUCACCCAGGACCAGCACUAUGGAGGAGGCUACUUCAGCUUGCAGGACACCCUGAUGACCCUGGAGGCGGUGACGGUGUACUCUGACAGAGUGCCCAGAGCAGAACUGGACCAGAACAUCCGGAUCCGCUUCAGCCGUGCCUCUAACCUGGACCAAGAAGUCCAUCUGAGCAAGAGGGCACCUGUUGCCUCGCCCAUACAGAUAACUAAGAACAGUGAAGUGACUGCUACCACAGCCUUUGGUCGUGGAGUCUCUCAUGUGAAGUUGAAGACGAUCUAUUACCAGACAGUCCCUCCUCAGGAAAACUGCAACUUCAACAUCAAAAUGGAGCUCCUCAAAUCAGGCAACAGUGAUGGCAGCUUGAGCUUUCCUCACCUGGUCGCCUGUGCACAAUACAAGCCGCCCCCUAACGAGGAGGUAGCGGAGUCUCUGCUCACAGUGAUGGAGAUCCAGCUGCCCACUGGCAUCGAGCCCUUUCUUGAAGACCUCCGACCUCUCAUGGACAUGGACAACCCCAUUGUUGCCUCCUACAGGAUGAACGGGAGAACUGUGCUCAUAAACAUCUAUGCUGUGCCCUCAGAUCGGUUUAUGUGUGUGGGGUUCCGGAUCAGAACUGCGUUUGUGGUGGGAGGAACCAGUGAUACGGUCUUCACUGUGUACGAGGAGCAGGACCAAGCGUCUAAAUGUAUAAAGCUCGUGUCGGAUCAGGAGCAGAAGAUCCACAGGCUUUGUCAGUUUGACCAGUGCCAAUGCGUCAGUGCCAUCUGCUCACCCUUCAGAGGAACUAUAGACCCCUCCAUCACCCAAGAAAAGCUCAACCAGGAGAUCUGCCACCCGGGGGUCAAAUACGCCUACAAAGUGAAGGUGACCAACAUCAUGCCAGAGGGAGACUUUCUGACCCACACAGUCACCAUACAAGAGGUCAUCAAAAGCAAAGAAGAGUUUGAAGCAGUGCGUGCAAGGACUGAGGUGGACUUUAUAAAGAAAGCCACCUGUAACACUGUGGACCUUCAGAAGGACCAGCAGUACCUCAUCUCCGGGUCCUCUGGCCUUGAGGUGGUCAACAACCAGGACUACAGGUUUCGGUUCCCCCUGGACUCCGACACUCUGAUCCAGGUGUGGCCUUUAGACUGUGGGGAAGAGUGUGUGGAGCUGGUCAAGUUCAGCCUGUUGACUCAGAUCUACGACUGCUAGUGUCUCCUCCUCUGGUCCUCCUUCUCUUCUCUGGUCCUCCUCCUCCUUUGGUCCUCCUCCUCUGGUCCUCCUACUCUGGUCCUUCUCCUCCUCUGAUCUUCUCCUCCUCUGGUCCUCUUCUCUUCUAGUCCUCCUCUCCUAUGGCCCUCCUCCCCUCUGGUCCUCCUCCUUUUCCUCUUGUCCUCCCCCUCUGGUCCUCCUCUUCUCUGGCCUUCCUUCUCCUCUGGUCUUCCUCCUCUCCUCUGGUCCUCCUCAGGACUAUACCAAGACUACUAUAUCAGGAGUAAAACCCUUCAUGUAAUGCUGUAACAUUCUAAGAGAAAGCCAUACUGUGGAACAUUCUAGGCAAUAGCAAUAACAUCACAGUGAAGACGAGCAGGUGUUCGACCCUCCAUUAGAAAAAUUACAUAUUGCACCUUUAAUAUCUUAGUUAGUCACAAACAUAAGCCAAAAAUUGUACUCAAGUAAGAGUAAGGUUACUUUAGAAUUUUAUAAUAUUUUACUCAAAUAGUAAGAAAAAGUAGUGGUACAUGAAAUCACUCAAAACUCAAAAAGAAGUAUUUGGUGAAACUACUACUCAGUAAAAGUAACUGUAAGAGUCAAAUCUGGUAUUUUCAAAGGAUAGACACAAAAAUGAGCCAAACUAAGUCAUAUCUGAAGCAAGAGACACAAACGUUCACGUCAUUUCAUAUUGUCAACAUAAAGCUCAAGUCACUUGUAAUAGUCUUACUCAUAUUACUCACAGUGGGAAGAGGACCCACCACUUUUACUCAAGUAAGAGUGCUGUUACAAAUAUAUUAAUCAAGUAAGAGUAAACGUAUGGUGUCUGGAAACGAAGAACACAUUUUUCAAAAAGCUACUCAAGUAAAUGUAGCUGAGUACUACCCACUUCUCUUCACAACAUUAUCAAUACUUGGCCAACACAACUUCAUAUUCACUGCUUCUCUGUGGAGAGUUAGAUACACUUACUAACAUGGAGAGAGGAACAGAAUCACAUUGAAUAGCUACAUGACAACAUUAAGGCAACUUUGUACCAGCCUACAGACCAGGAAAAUGCUACAAACUGUUAAUAAAACAUUUUGUGAAUAAACCCAUAAUUUUGU